Prunus avium (sweet cherry) is the source of this 927-nucleotide messenger RNA. The record is from RefSeq and is a predicted model, not a curated record. NCBI's taxonomy places the organism in Eukaryota, Viridiplantae, Streptophyta, Magnoliopsida, Rosales, Rosaceae.
AUGGCAAUGCAAUUAGGGUCUUUGCCCUUUGGUCUGGUGCUAGUAAUUGGCUUUUCAUUGCAAAGUAGCGAAGCUGCUACAGAUCCACCAGUUGUUUGUGACACUAUCAACAGGACCAAUUUUGAAACAGGGUUCAUAUUCGGCGCGGCUUCAGCAUCUUACCAGUAUGAAGGUGGGGCAAAUGAAGGUGGCAGAGGACCAAGUAUAUGGGAUACGUACACCCAUAAAUACCCGGGUAAGAUAAAAGAUGGUAGCAAUGGAGAUAUCGCAAUAGAUUCAUAUCAUCGCUAUAAGGAAGAUGUGGGGAUUAUGAAAGAAAUGAAUUUGGAUGCUUAUAGAUUUUCUAUCUCAUGGUCCAGAGUGCUACCAAAUGGGAAACUAAGUGGGGGUGUGAACAGGGAAGGGAUAGGAUACUAUAACAACCUCAUCAAUGAACUCCUUGCCAAUGGUAUAAAGCCUUUUGUGACACUCUUUCACUGGGAUCUUCCGCAAACCUUGGAAGAUGAAUAUGGUGGCUUCUUAAGUCCUCAAGUUGUGAAGCAUUUUAAGGACUAUUCAGAGCUUUGUUUUAAAGAAUUUGGUGAUCGGGUGAAGCACUGGAUCACAUUGAAUGAGCCAUUAGCCUUAAGUGUGGCUGGUUAUGCAACUGGGGAUUUGGCACCGGGACGAUGUUCUGAGUGGCUAAAACGCAACUGCACUGGGGGAGAUUCAGGAGUUGAGCCAUAUUUGGUCACACACAACCAACUUCUUGCUCAUGCAACUGCCGUUAAGUUAUAUAAGGAAAAAUAUCAGACGUCUCAAAAGGGAUUGAUAGGAAUAACGUUGGUGUCACUGUGGGUGGUGCCAUUUUCUGAGACAAAGAAAGACAAAGAUGCUGCACUUAGAUCCUUAGAUUUCCUGCUUGGAUGGUUUAUGGACCCAUUGACA